UUGCUCAAUAACGUGAGUAUAGGGAACGGGACAUCCGUGUCAUUUAUCCGAUUCCUUGGCUUCCUUUGUUUUUCUGGUCUUGUUUGUUUCUCUUUGUUUCUGUGUCGGUGUUUUCCGCUCAUUUUCUAUCUCCAGGAGUUUCAACUUUCCACUGGUUCCUCGAAUACCUUUAUCCUCUUGUUCAUCUCAUACAAUCAUGGAGGAUGCUGGAUCAGCUGCCGCUACUCUCAACGUGUUGGAAGCUAAGGAUGGAACAAUUUCCGUGGCUUCUGCAUUUGCUGGUCACCAACAAGCUGUACAGGAUAGAGACCACAAUUUCCUAACAAAAGCGGUCGAAGAAGCAUAUAAAGGAGUUGAAUGUGGUGAUGGAGGCCCAUUUGGUGCGGUUGUUGUUCGAAAUGAUGAAGUAGUUGUAAGCUGUCAUAACAUGGUUUUAAGAAACACUGAUCCCACUGCUCAUGCUGAGGUUACUGCUAUAAGAGAGGCUUGUCAAAAGUUAAAUCAAAUUGAGCUCUCAGACUGUGAAAUCUAUGCAUCUUGUGAGCCUUGUCCGAUGUGCUUUGGUGCAAUUCAUCUUUCAAGAAUUAAGAGAUUGGUUUAUGGAGCUAAAGCAGAGGCUGCAAUAGCAAUUGGAUUUGAUGAUUUUAUUGCCGAUGCACUGAGGGGCACUAGCUUUUAUCAAAAGGCCCACUUGGAGAUUAAAAAGGCAGAUGGUAGUGGUGCUGUAAUUGCAGAACAAGUAUUUGAGAAAACCAAAGCCAAGUUUCCUCUCUACUGAUUUUGCUUUAAUCAUAUUCUGAACAAUGAAUACAUGUUACAGUUGUUCAUGAAUUGAAGAAAUAUACAAUUUGCAUGCUCCUAUGCUGGUGUUCAUCUGUUUUUAUCCCGAAGAAUUGCAGAUGAUUAUUGAUAUGUUAAAUAUAUGAAGGUACUUACAUGUUUGAUUAUGGUUUAAGAGUUGCGUCUUAGGAAAAGCAAGUUCAUGUAAGAGAAGGAAGCAACUUGGCUUGAUAGCAACUGGACUGAAUCUAUGAAUGACAGUGCCAU
Gastrolobium bilobum is the source of this 1047-nucleotide messenger RNA. RefSeq names its product guanosine deaminase-like. Gene Ontology annotation, biological process: purine nucleoside catabolic process. Gene Ontology annotation, molecular function: guanosine deaminase activity; zinc ion binding. Bases 197 to 778 code for a protein of 193 amino acids. Lineage: Eukaryota; Viridiplantae; Streptophyta; Magnoliopsida; Fabales; Fabaceae. The transcript has 5 exons. The record is from RefSeq and is a predicted model, not a curated record.